Molecule: messenger RNA, 3218 nt
Organism: Cucumis melo (muskmelon)
Lineage: Eukaryota; Viridiplantae; Streptophyta; Magnoliopsida; Cucurbitales; Cucurbitaceae
Product: U-box domain-containing protein 51
Exons: 9
Coding region: 570-2660 (696 amino acids)
Biological process (GO): protein phosphorylation
Molecular function (GO): protein kinase activity; ATP binding
Source: RefSeq, a predicted model, not a curated record
AAUCCGUGGAAGAGAGGGAAAAUUCAUCGUAACGAUCGCAUUUUCAUUCCCCAACAAGAAGAAGAUGAAGAGAACAAUCAAAAUCCAUUGUAAUCCACAUCGCAGGCUGUCACCAAUUACAGCGAAGAGUUCCCAAAAUUUAGGGGGAAGUUCAGAAAGAUGACGACGAUCUUAAUCUACACGGCAAUGGCUACAAACCCAUUUCUUCAUUUGGUCAUGGCCUGGUUAAAUUUAGUUAAAUCAAACCAAUGGCGGAGAAUCGCCAUUUUUCAAAUGUCUGUUAUGUUUGUUAUCAUCUCCAUACCCUUACCUUACCUUCAUGACUCUCCUCCAUCCUCCUCACUGCUCUCUUCAAUCGGAAAAUCUAAUCUUGGCCUAAUUUCAAGCGGCUCUGGCACCUUCAUCCUGAACCUCCUUGCAAAAAAUGUCUCCCUCCUCUUAUCCACUAGAAGAUGGGAUUCCCUUGAACACCACGGCGGUCGCCAUUGAUAAGGAUAAAAAUAGCCAUCACGCCGUACGAUGGGCUAUUGAUCAUUUGGUCAUUAGCAAUCCACUUAUCAUUCUCAUUCAUGUUAGGCAUAAAGCUAAUCGUAGAGGGUGCGAGCGAUUCUGAAAAUGGCGAAACUGAUGCCCAGCAGCUAUUUGUUCCUUACCGUGGAUAUUGUGCUCGUAAAGGGGUUCAGCUGAAGGAGGUUGUUCUUGACGAUCCUGAUAUUUCCAAAGCGCUUGUUGACUACGUUCAUAAGAAUUGCAUCAACAGUUUUGUAGUUGGAGCUUCAACAAGAAGUGCUUUAGCAAGGAAAUUUAAAGCCCCCGAUGUGCCAACCAGCAUAAUAAAAACUGCCCCAGAAUUUUGUUCUGUUUAUGUAAUAUCAAAAGCGAAGAUAAUAUCUGCCAGGGCAGCUCUUCGGCCAGUGGCUAAUACCGCCAUGCCACCAAGACAACCAUCGCCGCUUGGAGUUCAGUCAAAUGGUCAACCAGACAGCAGCAGCGAACCAGAAAAUGGAGCCAAAAUGCAAGUAGCAAAGGAAGGAUGGAAAAGUGCUGGUACAGAGAGAAUGCUCGCUGAAAGGAAUGGAGGUGGAAAACCAGCAAAAGCAUUGACCCGCGAGAGGCCAAAAACUUCUCCGACUAAUAUAUCAUUGGAAAACAUAGAGGUUCCAAAUCGAGGGUCUAGGUCUUCAUUUAGUCGUGAUUCGAUAUCUGAUGACAAUAUGAUGACUGCACAAAUGGCUUUUGGUUCAAUGGAUGCGACUGCUCAAAGUUUAGAUUUCAGUGCUAGCUCAAAUUUGUCAAUGGACUCUGCUUCACAAUCUACUCGGGAACUAGAGGCUGAGAUGAAAAGAUUGAAGUUGGAAUUAAAGCAAACCAUGGAUAUGUAUAGCUCAGCCUGCAAAGAGGCAAUCUCAGCCAAGAACAAGGCAAGAGAACUAAGUCAGUGGAAGCAGGAUGAGGCACGUAAGUUUGAGGAAGUCAGGCUAGCCGAAGAGGCUGCUCUUGCUAUUGCCGAGAUGGAGAAAGCCAAGUGCAAAGCUGCCAUUGAAGCAGCAGAGGCAGCACAAAAGCUAGCCGAAAGAGAAGCCCAGAGAAGAAAACAGGCAGAAAUGAAGGCCAGACGAGAGGCAGAAGAGAAAAAACGAGCAUUGAAUGCUCUAGCUCAGAACGACGUCCGAUAUAGAAAAUACACUAUAGAGGAGAUUGAGGAAUCUACUGAAAAGUUCUCUGAAAAAUUGAAGAUAGGAGAAGGUGGAUACGGUCCCGUUUAUGGUGGCAAACUUGAUCAUACGGCUGUUGCGAUUAAAGUUUUAAGACCUGACGCUGCUCAAGGACGGAAGCAAUUCCAACAAGAGGUGGAGGUUCUCUGUUGUAUUAGACAUCCAAACAUGGUACUUCUUCUUGGAGCAUGCCCUGAGUAUGGUUGCUUGGUAUAUGAGUACAUGCAUAAUGGAAGCUUAGAAGACAGACUUUUCCGGAGAGGGAAUAGCCCUCCGUUAUCCUGGAGACGACGAUUCAAAAUAGCUGCUGAAAUUGCAACCGCACUCCUCUUUCUUCACCAAGCAAAGCCAGAGCCGCUUGUGCACAGAGACCUUAAACCAGCUAACAUUCUCCUGGACCGCAAUUUUGUGAGCAAAAUUAGUGAUGUUGGCCUGGCCCGGUUAGUCCCACCUUCUGUAGCUGAUCAAGUCACACAGUAUCAUCUGACUUCAGCAGCUGGCACAUUUUGUUACAUUGAUCCUGAGUACCAACAAACAGGGAAGUUGACGACAAAAUCAGAUAUUUACUCGUUUGGAAUAAUGUUGCUUCAAAUUAUUACUGCCAAGCCUCCAAUGGGUCUGGCUCACCAUGUGCAAAGGGCUAUUGAGAAAGAUAGGUUUGAUGAGAUGCUUGAUCCUACAAUUUCAGAUUGUCCAUUGGAGGAGGCCACAAAUUUUGCAAAGUUGGCAUUGAAGUGUGCUGAAUUGAGGAAGAGAGACAGGCCUGAUCUUGGAACGGUUAUAGUUCCAGAGCUCAAUAGGUUAAGAGAUAUUGGGAGGAGUUCUGACAAACGUGAAAGCCGGAAUCACUAUUCACGCUCUUCUGCAUCUGCAUCAAGUUCCAGUUCGAAGCCGCAGUCAUCAAAUGAGGAUACCAGAGUUAUUUAUACCGACGAAGGAAGUUAGAGACCUGUGUAUGACAAUUGUGACGGUAUACAAAGGACCGGCGAACCCAUAAGAGGAAAGUUGCUUGAUUUAAUGACUGCUUACAGAAGGACUGUGGUAAUAGAACAUGAAGGUAAUGGAGUUCUUCAUUUGAACGUGGAAAAGGCUGAAGGAUCAAUAAUGUGAAAUAAAGAAAUUGUCUCUUCAAGAUCUUGCCAAUACUAGGAAGAUGUACGAUCCUUCAUACAUGUAUAUCUGAAGAUUUUGAUUGAUCUUUGCUACCAGGGAGGGAGUUCAUAGCUGUUCUUAUCAACAGCCAAGACUCAUUACCUCGGGAGUAAGGCAACUAACUCCAUAAGUUAUAUUGGAUUACAUGAUUCCAAAAAGGAAAAAAAAACCAUUGUAAAUUCAGAACAGCUUUUCUUUAUUCUCAAGUCAUGCAGAUCGAAAUAGUCUCUUUGCUUGUAUUCAUCGCAUGUUGUCGUGGUAUUAUCAGCUGGAAUGUAACACAAAUUUAUAGCUUAUACUAAAUCAAUGACUCCUUUGAAAUUUAAUGCAUCUGCUACAGUUCACUCAAUA